AUGAAGGACAGGAUUGGACACAAGAAUGAGAAUAGAGAACAGUUGGAACAAAAGCGAAUGACGUGUAAAUUCUGCGAGCGAAUGUUGGAAAACGCUAAACAGUACGCAGUGACGGCAAAAUCAGACAUCACCUCAUUCGCCAACAACGCUUGUGCGCAAAUGCAAAAGGGACGGACACAGGAUCAAUGCUACGAGUUGGCCGAUAAGAAAAUCGACGAGUUGGCGAAAUUCGUCGAUCAUCAAGUGAUCGAGGCGCUUUGGUGUGCGGAAUUGAAUCAUUGC
Molecule: messenger RNA, 282 nt
Organism: Mesorhabditis belari
Lineage: Eukaryota; Metazoa; Nematoda; Chromadorea; Rhabditida; Rhabditidae
Source: the annotation of a GenBank genome assembly